Messenger RNA from Phacochoerus africanus (Common warthog), 951 nucleotides. RefSeq names its product taste 2 receptor member 42 (gene TAS2R42). The transcript has a single exon. Gene Ontology annotation, molecular function: G protein-coupled receptor activity. Gene Ontology annotation, cellular component: membrane. The record is from RefSeq and is a predicted model, not a curated record. NCBI's taxonomy places the organism in Eukaryota, Metazoa, Chordata, Mammalia, Artiodactyla, Suidae. Gene Ontology annotation, biological process: sensory perception of taste; detection of chemical stimulus involved in sensory perception of bitter taste; G protein-coupled receptor signaling pathway. Bases 1 to 951 code for a protein of 316 amino acids.
AUGUUCCCUACGUUGAAUACAAUCUUUCUGAUACUGUCAGUAGUGGAAUUCAUAAUUGGAGCGUUGGGCAAUGCAUUCAUUGGACUGGUAAACUGCUCUGAAUGUACCAAGAAUCAAAAGAUCUCUUUAGUUAACUUCAUCCUCACCAGCUUGGCUAUCUCCAAUGUCAGUCACCUGUUGGUGGCUUUGUUGGACUCAUUUAUAAUGGGACUACCUCCAUGUUUAUUGCUCACUAACAAACUAGCAAAACCUGUGACUUUGCUUUGGAGAAUAACUAAUCACUUGAUUACCUGGCUUUCCACCUGCUUAAGCAUUUUCUACUUCCUUAAGAUAGCUCACUUCUCCCACUGCCUUUUCCUCUGGCUGAAGCGGAGAAUGAACAGAGUCAUUCCUGGGAUACUUGUAUUCUCUUCGGUCUUUCUGGUUUUUGACUUUCUACUGCUAGAAACAUUUAAUGAUCUUUUCCAGAAUACAGCAUCUGAAAGUAAUCUGACUUUAGAUAAAAAUCUCUAUUUUAAAACCCUGAGUCUCCUUAGCUUGACCUUUUUCUUUCCUGUUAUUCUGUCCCUGAUGUCAUUGCUUUUUUUGUUUCUGUCCUUGGUGAAACACACCAGAAAUUUGAAGCUUAAGUUUGUGUGCUCGAGGGACCUCAGCACACAGGCCCAUAAAACAGCCAUGAAAAUGGUGAUGUCAGUCUUCCUCCUCAUCAUGGUUCAUUUUUUUUCCGUACAAUUGGCAAAUUGGUUGUUAGUUGUGUACUCUGGCAACGAGUUCAUAAAGUUCCUCAUGUUAGCAGUAUAUGUCUUUCCCUCCGGCCACUCAUUUAUUUUGAUUCUGGGAAGCAACAAACUAAGACAGAGAGCCUUGAAGGUACUGAGGCAUCAAAAAGCUUUGAAAAAAGAAAAUCCAUUGCCUUUACAGAUACGCUUUCAAGAGUCUUUUCAAAGAUAA